CACAGGCUCCCUCACUUUUCGUGGGAGAAAGACGGAGGAGAGAGAAAGAGAGAAAGGGAGAGAGAGUGAUUUUAAGUCUCUCUCUGCUCUCUCCGUUUUCGGCACUCAAGCUCACUCCUCAGACUAAAUGGGGCUUUAGCAUCAGGGAUUCAAUAUAAAAUAAAAUAUUUAUUGCCCAUACCCCUAUUUCUAUUUAAAUAUUGUAAAUAAGAUAGGUAGAUAAUUUAUUGAAGAACAGUUCGGAGGGGUGAAGGACGUCUGCCAAGGCGUUUUUAUUUUUUCAGCUCACAGAAAGUUCAGUCGAAUCGACCGACUGACUUUCUGUGAGAAACUGACAGCCUGAUUUGAACCAUUUUUCACAUUCGUAGCCAUACCAAGCCACCGAAGCCUUUCCAAAAAAAAUAUGGAUAUUCCAGAAUGCCUGUUGCAAAAGAAGAGAAGAGCCUGGCGCGUGGACCUUUCCUCCUUCGCCUUGGUGACACUGGCGCUCGCGAUGUUCCAGGUGCCCCUGGCUCGAGCAGACCCAGUGGAUGUCCUGCGGGUGCUGCAGCUGCCCUCUCUCCCUGAGGGAGUACGGAAGGUUCCGGGCUUCUGCACCUCCCGCCGUUCUGGCUCCGCUGACCAGGCCUACCGCAUCACCAAGAAGGCCCAGAUCUCCGCCCCCACCAAGCAGCUCUUUCCAGGUCGGUUCCCGGAGAACUUCUCCAUCAUGGCGCUGGUGAGAGCUCAGGCGGGUCUGCAGGCCUUCCUGCUGUCCAUCUACAGCGAGCAGGGCGUGCAGCAGCUGGGCGUGGAGCUCGGCCGCUCCCCCGUCUUCCUGUACGAGGACCAGACCGGCAAGCCCGCCCCCGAGGACUACCCGCUCUUCAGGGGCAUCAACCUGGCCGACGGCAAGUGGCACCGCGUGGCCAUCUCGGUGCAGAAGAAGAACGUCACCCUGCUGCUGGACUGUAAGAAGCGCAUGACCCGGCCCCUGCCCCGCAGCGAGCGCCCCACGGUGGACACCAAGGGCAUCACCGUCUUCGGGGCGCGCAUCCUGGACGAGGAGGUGUUCCAGGGAGACAUCCAACAGCUGCUGAUCGCGUCCAACCCCCAGGCCGCGUUCGAUUUCUGUGAGCACUACAGCCCGGACUGUGACUCCCCCCUGCCCAGGACUCAGGCCCAGGACCCAAACACCUACCAGAAGAGCAAAGCUGCCAGUGAAAAAACUGAAACUCCAGAGCCCAUCGUGGCUAAGGCCAAACCAGCGGUGGCCAAGCCAACGGCAAAGCCAACACCCAAAUCCAAGCCCGCCGCUGCCGCCGCCGCUGCCACGAACAGCAAUGAGAAAAGCACCAAUGGAAAAAAUGGUGACGUGAAACCGGCCAAUGGCAAAGCCGAGGCUAAAAAACCCCUAGUUGUCAAAAACGGUGAUCCAAAGCCGGCCAAUGGGAAAACCGAAGUUAAAAAACCUUCAGUUGUCAAAAAAGAGCCAAAACCAGCCAAUGGCAAAACUGAAGCUAAAAAAACUAUCGUUGUCAAAAAAGAACCGAAACCGGCCAACGGCAAAACUGAAGCUAAAACACCCCUAGUUGUUAAAAACGGUGAACCGAAACCAACCAAUGGCAAAACCGAAGUUAAAAAACCCCUAGUUGUUAAAAACGGUGAAACAAAACCGACCAAUGGCAAAACCGAAGUUAAAAAACCACUGGUUGCCAAAAAUGGUGAUCCUAAACCAACCAACGGCAAAACCGCCGCUCAGAAACCUGUAGUUGUGAAAACCGGAGACCCAAAACCAGUCAGUGGCAAAAACGGCGAACAGAAAGCCGCCAAUGGAAAAAACGGUGACAGCAAAACUGCAGCCGCCAAAAUUGGCGAUCAGAAAAAGGGCGGCAAGAUAGAGAAGGAGGCGCCAAAGAAACCCGGGGUGACCCCAGUGGCGGCAACGACAGCCCCAGCACUACCCGCGACUGCCGCCCCAGCCCCGGCGGUAACCGUGGCGCCGGUUCCCGCGGCAACCGCCAAAGCUACCAAAAAGCCUAAGAAAGCGCCCACCCCGGCGGCGACCGCUGCCCCCAUCCCGGCAGCGACCCCGGCGCCCCUCCCAGCCGCCACCGUCCCGCCGGUUCCCGUGGCAACCGCCAAAGUCUCUAAAAAAAUCCCCUCCCUCAAGGACGUGCUUAAGAAAGAGGUGACGUCAGCACCGACGGCAGCGCCAACGCAAGCUCCCACCCCAGCACCGACCCCGACGCCAGCUCCCAAAAAGCCUGCCAUAGUCGCCAAAGUAGAAAAGCCUAAAAUGCCCGUAGAGAGCAAGGCAUCGGUUGGCAAAGCAACAGCCAAGUCGGAUUCCAAGUCCGUGAGCCAAUCGGUGACCAAAUCCAUGACCCAAUCAGCGACCAAAUCCGUGAGCCAAUCGGUGACCAAAUCCGUGAGCCAAUCGGCGACCAAAUCCGCGAGCCAAUCGGUGACCAAAUCCGUGAUCAAGUCCGCUUUCGUGAGCAAAAACCUGCCCCCCUUCGGCAAGUCUGUCAUCAGCGGCACCAUUGUCUCCGUACCUGCGCCGGCAAAACCGAAGAAGUCGCCGGGAAACGGUUAUCAACAGGACAUAGAUCCGGCCCAAAGUGAGGCUGGCCCCACCCCCACAGAGGCGGAUUAUUAUUACACCUUAGAGGAGGAGAAGUUCCACCCAGAGAGUGAGGUGAUUGGACGUGAGCCAGCCACGCCCCAGGUGGAGGAGUCCGCGGUAGAGGAGGUGGGUUUGACCAAGGCGGGAGAAGUGGGCGGGGCUCCGGACGAGUCCUUCGCAGAGGAGUACGUCACCGGGGACGUGGGCUUGAAGGAAUACGACUAUUCCUACAAGGACUACAGCGAGCCGCUUCCCGACAGCGAGGCCGGCUUCCCCGAUAGUCACAUGGGCCCCGCCCUGUCUGCUGUCAUUGACCAGGGAGGCGCAUCGGUGAGAGCCCUGAAAGGGGAGAAGGGAGAACCUGCUGUCCUAGAGCCUGGCAUGUUGAUUGAAGGACCCCCAGGACCGGAAGGACCAGCAGGUCUCCCUGGCCCCGCUGGCCCUUCGGGACCCCCGGGUUCUGUGGGUGAUCCUGGCGAGAGGGGACCCCCCGGUCGUGCGGGACUGCCUGGAGCCGAUGGAGUGCCUGGUCCCCCCGGGACCUCUGUCAUGCUGCCUUUCCGGUUUGGCAGCAGUGGAGGGGAUAAGGGCCCUAUUGUCUCUGCACAGGAAGCUCAGGCCCAAGCUAUCUUGUCCCAGGCCCGGUUGGCGCUGAAAGGCCCUCCUGGACCAAUGGGAUUCACCGGUAGACCCGGGCCCUUGGGUUCCCCUGGAAGUUCUGGCUUGAAAGGCGAUAUUGGAGACCCAGGCCCUCAGGGCCCCAGGGGACCUCAGGGAUUGUCUGGACCCCCGGGAAAAUCAGGCCGAAGGGGUCGAGCCGGAGCUGAUGGUGCCAGAGGCAUGCCCGGUGAAUCGGGUGGGAAGGGCGAUCGUGGGUUCGACGGGCUGCCUGGUCUCCCUGGUGACAAGGGCCACAGGGGAGAAGCUGGAGGCAUGGGACCACCAGGUCCAACCGGAGAGGACGGAGAAAGGGGAGACGAUGGGGAGGUUGGACCCAGAGGACUGCCAGGUGAACCCGGACCCCGUGGGCUGUUGGGACCCAAGGGCCCCACUGGGAUCCCAGGACCCCCUGGCGUGCGAGGAAACGAUGGUCCUCAUGGACCAAAGGGAAAUCUGGGUCCUCAAGGUGAGCCAGGACCCCCUGGGCAGCAAGGUACUCCAGGAACUCAGGGAAUGCCAGGACCUCAAGGAGCAACCGGCCCACCAGGGGAGAAGGGACCCACGGGGAAGCCAGGUCUCCCGGGAAUGCCAGGAGCCGACGGCCCUCCAGGUCACCCAGGAAAAGAGGGUCCAGCGGGAACCAAAGGAAAUCAGGGUCCCAGUGGGCCUCAGGGCACUAUCGGCUAUCCUGGACCUCGUGGAAUUAAGGGAACCCAAGGUAUUCGUGGUCUGAAAGGACACAAGGGAGAGAAGGGUGAAGACGGAUUCCCAGGAAUUAAGGGUGACUUUGGAGUGAAGGGAGACAGAGGAGAGUCUGGAGUGACAGGCCCCCGUGGAGAGGAUGGUCCCGAGGGGCCAAAGGGUCGUGUGGGGCCCCCUGGCGAACUGGGACCCCUCGGUCUGGUCGGAGAGAAGGGUAAACUGGGUGUUCCUGGGCUGCCUGGCUAUCCAGGAAGACAAGGACCCAAGGGUUCCCUUGGUUUCCCAGGAUUCCCUGGUUCCAACGGCGAGAAGGGCACAAGGGGCUUGAUUGGAAAGUCUGGACCAAGAGGACAAAGAGGACCAACGGGGCCCAGGGGUCAGCGAGGCCCGCGGGGGUCAACUGGAAAGCCAGGAGCCAAGGGUACGUCAGGUGGUGAUGGGCCCCCAGGUCCCUCCGGGGAGAGGGGACUGCCUGGACCUCAAGGAGCGAACGGAUUCCCUGGACCAAAGGGGCCUCCUGGACCUCCAGGGAAAGAUGGACUGCCAGGACACCCAGGGCAGCGGGGAGAAGUGGGUUUCCAAGGGAAGACUGGUCCACCUGGGCCUCCCGGCGUUGUUGGUCCUCAGGGGCCCUCUGGUGAGACCGGCCCUAUGGGCGAGCGUGGGCAUCCCGGCCCCCCGGGGCCUCCCGGAGAACAGGGACUCUCGGGGCCUUCUGGAAAAGAGGGGACGAAGGGCGACCCGGGAAUCCCUGGACCUCCCGGCAAGGACGGCCCAUCCGGUCUGAGGGGAUUCCCAGGGGAGAGGGGACUGCCAGGCACACCCGGUGGUGGAGGACUGAAGGGAGGAGAGGGACCUGCAGGACCUCCUGGCCCAGCGGGCUCCCCAGGUGAAAGAGGGCUAGCAGGCGGCGCAGGCCCCAUCGGCCCCCCAGGGAGACCCGGCCCCCAGGGACCCCCGGGACCAGCAGGGGAGAAGGGAGUUCCCGGUGAGAAAGGUCCGAUCGGUCCGGCCGGACGUGAUGGUGUCCAAGGCCCCGUGGGUCUCCCGGGCCCCGCUGGACCCCCAGGCGUUCCUGGAGAGGAUGGCGACAAGGGUGAAGUUGGAGAACAUGGCCAAAAAGGAGGCAAAGGAGAGAAGGGAGAGCAUGGUCCUCCUGGUCCACCAGGGCCAAUGGGUCCAGUUGGUCAACCUGGAGCUGCUGGUGCUGACGGAGAGACAGGGCCCAGGGGACAGCAGGGUCCGUUUGGGGCCAAGGGUGAUGAAGGUUCCAGGGGAUUCCCAGGACCUCCGGGGCCUAUUGGACUGCAGGGAUUGCCUGGCCCAUCGGGAGAAAAGGGAGAGACGGGAGACACUGGACCCAUGGGACCCCCUGGACCUCCUGGACCACGUGGUCCUGCUGGCCCCAACGGUGCCGAUGGUCCUCAAGGUCCUCCUGGUGGUUUGGGUAACCCAGGCAACCAGGGCGAGAAGGGUGAGCCUGGAGAAUCGGGACCACCUGGAAUAACUGGGGAGCCAGGUAAAAAGGGCCCUCGCGGCGAGCGUGGAGAGAAGGGCGAAGCCGGACAGCCAGGAGCGGCGGGGCCCGCCGGUGGGAAGGGCCCGCCCGGAGACGACGGACCCAAAGGGAACCCUGGCCCUGUUGGUUUCCCCGGUGACCCUGGCCCCGCUGGUGAAGUCGGUCCCCGGGGUCAAGAUGGAGCAAAGGGAGAGAGAGGAGAGGACGGCGAACAAGGACAAGCAGGCUCCCCCGGACCCACUGGUGAGAAUGGACCUCCUGGCCCCCCAGGAAAGAGGGGUCCUGCUGGGACAAGAGGACCUGAGGGACGACAGGGGGAGAAGGGCAGCAAGGGAGACCCAGGUGCCAAUGGCCCCCCAGGGAAGACUGGCCCCGUGGGGCCACAGGGCCCCCCAGGAAAACCAGGAACGGAAGGCCUGAGAGGACUUCCCGGAUCAGUGGGUGAGCAAGGUUCCCCAGGCCUGUCAGGGGAGAAGGGACCUCCAGGACCCAUGGGCCCCCCAGGGCUGCCCGGACUGCGAGGAGACCCUGGCGCCAAGGGGGAGAAGGGCCACCCGGGUCUCAUCGGCCUGAUCGGGCCCCCCGGAGAACAGGGAGAGAAGGGCGACCGGGGCCUCUCGGGGCCACAAGGCUCCACGGGACCCAAGGGAGAACAGGGUAUCGCAGGAGGAAGUGGUCCCCUGGGCCCUGCUGGACCCCCAGGCCUUCCCGGUCCGGAAGGUCUGAAAGGAGCGAAGGGCGCUACGGGCGGUGCUGGUCCGAAAGGCGAGAAGGGCGUGCAAGGACCCCCUGGAGCUCCAGGCCCCCCAGGAGACGUGAUUCAGCCCCUGCCCAUCCAGAUGCCCAAGAAGUCCAAGCGCUCGAUCGACGCCAGCAGGAUCGUGUCGGAGGCGGAGCCAGAGGCGGAGCUGCCGGCGUCGGACGCGGCGGGGGCGGAGUUCCUGACGGGCUCGGAGGGCAUGGAGGAAAUCUUCGGAUCGCUGAACUCCCUGCGGCUGGAGAUCGAGACCAUGCGCUACCCGCUGGGCACCCAGGACAGCCCCGCUCGAACCUGCCAGGACCUCAAACUCAGCCAGCCCAACCAUCCGGACGGAGAGUACUGGAUCGACCCCAACCAGGGCUGCUCCCGCGACUCCUUCAAGGUCUUCUGCAACUUCACCGCGGGCGGGGAGACCUGCCUGUACCCCAGCAAGAGCGUCGAGACGGUGAAGAUGAACUAUUGGGUGAAGGAGACACCAGGUUCCUGGUACAGUCAGUUUAAAACAGGCAGCAAGUUCUCAUACGUAGACUCUAACGGCGAGCCCGUGGGCGUGGUCCAGCUGGGCUUCCUGCGGCUCCUGAGUGUCCAGGCCCGACAGAACCUCACCUACCACUGCCACCGAUCCGUGGCCUGGGCCGACCGCACUGCCAACGACAGCCACCAGAGGGCGCUGCGCUUCCUGGGGGCCAACGAAGAGGAGCUCAGCUACGAGACCAGCCCUUACGUCAAGGCCCUCGUGGACGGCUGCUCUUAUCGCAAGGGCUUUGACAGGACAGUGCUGGAGGUGAACACACCCCAGAUGGAGCAGCUCCCCCUGCUGGACAUCAAGAUCUCAGACUUUGGGGACAUUAACCAGCAAUUUGGCUUUGACGUGGGACCUGUCUGUUUCCUGGGCUGAAACAAGCACACACACAAACACACACACACACACACACAUUAACACACACACACACACACAAAGUCAGAAAAGGAAACCGAAACCUACCAGUAUUUUCACUGAUACACACAUAUGCACCACUUAAAUACAUCUGGCACGUUCUAUAUACAUAGUUCAAAAAGAUGAGGAACAAAGACACACAUACACACACACACUCACUUAAGUACACGCCCAGGGAAAACAUGUCGCAACGAAACCGAUGGAGAACAGGAGAAGAGAGAGAAUAUAAAGAAAUAGAACUCAAAUGCCCUCGCAGUGAGAGAGAGGGAAAGAUCUAUUUUCAGGAUGAUGCAAAAAAGAAGUUCUGACAGAACGCAGUAUAAAGAGGUGUGUUAAUUGAACACAGCUGGCCCAGAAGUUUUUCGACUUUUAAAAAAAUUGUCCAACAGAGCCCCCCCCUCCCCCACAC
Molecule: messenger RNA, 7595 nt
Organism: Anguilla anguilla (European eel)
Lineage: Eukaryota; Metazoa; Chordata; Actinopteri; Anguilliformes; Anguillidae
Gene: col11a2
Product: collagen, type XI, alpha 2
Exons: 65
Coding region: 404-7147 (2247 amino acids)
Molecular function (GO): extracellular matrix structural constituent; heparin binding
Source: RefSeq, a predicted model, not a curated record